GAUUAAAUUAAAUACGAGAAUUAAAAAAAAUGUAAAAAACAAAAAAGAAUUUGGUUGACACUCCUCCUGACGUAAACUAAACUAAUGGCAGUUGAUGACGUAGCAUGUCGCCCCGAAUAUAUUCGGAUUAGAAGCAGUAAGGGCCCCACCAAACGGAUAAAACGGAAAGAGCAUACGUAGACCGUAGAUUUAUUCGGAAAGAAAGUAAACGAUAUAUGGAGCGUCAGAUCAUUAAACCCUGACCCCACCCAAAACUUUAUUUGCAUAAACAGUUAUACGGUUGCAACGCUGACACCCAUUUUCGUGGAAGGAAUAAGAACUAGCAGCACAACACUCGUCUUCUCUUCACCCUCUCUCCUCCGCCAUUGCUGAAACUUCAAGCUAUGAAUCUCAUAUAAAUAUAAAUAUAAUAUAUAUAUGUAAAAAAGAAAAACAGCUUCUAGAUUCAUCCUUGCCUAGACGUUCUUCUAGAACAUUCAUUCUGUCUUCAAUGGCUCAGAGCAAGAGGUUAGCGGGGACAGUGAAGUGGUUCAGUGCGCAGAAAGGUUUCGGCUUCAUUGCUCCAGACGAAGGCGGCGAAGAUCUCUUCGUUCACCAGACUUCCAUCCGAUCCGAUGGUUUCCGUACCCUCUCGGAGGGUCAAGCUGUCGAGUUCAUCAUCGAUUACGGCGAGGACGGUCGCACCAAGGCCGUCGAUGUCGAGAAUCUAGCCAGAUCCCGUCCUUCUGGCUCCGGCCGAGGCCGUGGCCGAGGCGGGAGUUUCGGGUCCGGGAGAGGGUUGGGCGGGGGCUAUAGAAGCUUCGGAGGAGGAGGCUAUGGUUCGGUUAGAGGCGGAGGCUACUACGGCGAUGGUGGCGGCGGUCGAGGCCGUCGGGGAGGAGAGUGCUAUAAUUGUGGCCGAACAGGUCAUUUGGCCAGGGAUUGUUACGAGGGAAGCGGAAUUGGCCGCGGUGGCGGAGGCGAUGGUGCUCCGAGAUACAGCGGUGGUGGCCGCGGUGGAGGAGGAAGAGGAAGCAAGGGAUGCUAUAAUUGUGGAGAAGAAGGGCAUUUAGCAAGGGAUUGUCAGAAUAAUCAGAAUUGAGAAUACUGGUUUUUCGUAUUGGUCUCUCUCUAUAUAUAUAAAUUAUGGAUUGAAGCGUAUUUGUUGAUAUAUAUAUAUAUAUAUAUAUCAUUCUCUUAGUUUCUCGUAUCUCUUCUCCAUUGCCAUUGGGGUUUAUAUAUCUUAGUUUAAGGUGAUUUCUUUGUUCAGGAUGUGAUUUGGUAAUGGCGGUGGCAAGACAAUUAUUUUCGUUUAGUAGAUAUGUAUUUAUAUUUAUUCAUUUAUUUUCCCUUUUUUUUCCUUCAUUGUUUCCCCAAUUGUAUCGACUUUUCAGGAAGAAAAAUCAAUUUCCUUUGUUGCCAUCA
Messenger RNA from Humulus lupulus (European hop), 1404 nucleotides. Its product is annotated as cold shock protein 2-like. The record is from RefSeq and is a predicted model, not a curated record. Gene Ontology annotation, molecular function: nucleic acid binding; zinc ion binding. The coding region runs from base 491 to 1081 and encodes 196 amino acids. The transcript has a single exon. NCBI's taxonomy places the organism in Eukaryota, Viridiplantae, Streptophyta, Magnoliopsida, Rosales, Cannabaceae.